AGCAGGAGCUGACACAGAAGAUGCAGCAAAUGGAGACCCAGCAUGAGAAAACUGUAAAUGAAUUGGAUUCAUUGCUGACCUCCCAGAAUGCAUUCAUAGCAAAAUUAAAGGAAGAAUGUUGUAUGUUGGCAAGGAAAUUGGAACAAAUGUCAGAAAAAUACAGAUCUGAAGUCAACCAGCUUAGUCAGGAAAAAGAGUAUCUUCAUGGCAGAUUGGAGAAGAUGCAGAAACGGAAUGAUGAAUUGGACCAACAAUGUAUCCAGCAUGGGAGAAUGCAUGAGAGGAUGAAAUCGAGGUUACAGCAGCUUGACAAGCACUGCCAGGCCACUGCCCAGCAGUUAGUGGAGUUGCUCAACAAACAGAAUCAGCUCUUCAAAGAGAAGCAGCUGCUGACAGAAGAGGUGCAGUUUCUGCGAACACAGGAAAAAAAAUGGGAUGCAGAUCUCAAACAGGACACAGAUGGAAUCAAGUAAAAACCUGGAUGGAUGAAGAGAAAUGAGCAGAA
Messenger RNA from Tauraco erythrolophus (red-crested turaco), 505 nucleotides. The record is from RefSeq and is a predicted model, not a curated record. NCBI's taxonomy places the organism in Eukaryota, Metazoa, Chordata, Aves, Musophagiformes, Musophagidae.